AAGGCCCAUCAGCACUAAGUAACCAAAUUGUUCAAAGAAAAUGGCUCAGGUAUUCGGCCCUUCUCGUUCAGACACGCUGUUUCUUGGUGGUGAAAAGGUGAGCGGUGAGGAUAUCCGUAACCAAAACGUAUUGGCGGCACAGGCCGUGGCCAAUGUUGUCAAAUCUUCAUUGGGUCCAGUUGGUCUUGAUAAGAUGCUUGUGGAUGACAUUGGUGAUGUCGUUGUCACGAAUGACGGUGCUACAAUCUUGAGUUUGCUUGAUGUACAGCAUCCAGCUGGUAAGAUUCUCGUUGACCUAGCACAACAACAAGAUAGAGAAGUUGGAGACGGAACAACAUCUGUUGUGAUCAUUGCGGCAGAACUGUUGAAGAGAGCCAAUGAACUUGUCAAGAAUCAGAUUCAUCCUACAACGAUCAUCACAGGUUAUAGAGUUGCACUGAGAGAGGCUACAAAGUACAUCAAUGACGUUUUGUCACAGCCUGUUAGUAGUUUGGGUAAAGAAACCAUCAUCAACAUCGCAAAGACCUCGAUGUCGUCAAAGAUCAUUGGUGCCGACUCGGAUUUCUUUUCCAAAUUGGCAGUUGACUCCAUGUUGGCAGUGAAGACCCAAAAUGGUAAAGGUGAGGUGAAGUACCCUGUCAAGGCAGUCAACAUCCUUAAAGCACAUGGUAAGUCGUCCACUGAAUCUCAACUCGUUGCUGGCUAUGCGCUGAACUGUACUGUUGCUUCCCAAGCCAUGUUGAAGAAAAUCUCAAAUGCAAAGAUUGCAUGCUUGGAUAUCAACUUACAGAAGGCCAAGAUGGCUUUGGGAGUUCAGAUAAACAUUGAUGAUCCAGAGCAAUUGGAGGAAAUUCGUAAGAGAGAAUAUGGGAUUGUAUUGGAGAGAAUUAAAAAGAUAAUAGCUGCAGGUGCAAACGUUGUUUUGACGACGAAGGGUAUUGACGAUUUGUGUUUGAAGGAGUUUGUCGAAGCAGGGGUCAUGGCUGUAAGACGUUGUAAGAAGGAAGAUUUGAGAAGAAUCGCAAGAGCUACAGGCGCCACUUUCUUGAGUAACUUGUCGAAUUUGGAAGGUGAUGAAACUUUCGAAUCCAGUUACCUGGGUUAUGCAGAAGAAGUUGUACAGGAGAGAAUUUCUGACGAUGAGUGUAUCCUUAUCAAGGGAACCAAAGCUCACUCAUCCUCGUCGAUCAUCCUCAGAGGUCCAAACGACUACACGUUGGAUGAGAUGGAGAGAUCAUUGCACGAUUCGCUUUGUGUGAUCAAGAGAACGUUGGAGUCUGGCAAUGUUGUACCAGGUGGUGGUGCUGUUGAAGUUGCCCUGAACAUCUAUUUGGAGAACUUUGCCACUACAGUGGGCUCUCGUGAGCAAUUACCAAUUGCAGAGUUUGCGAGUGCGCUCUUGACCAUUCCAAAGACAUUGGCUUCGAACGCAGCCAAAGAUGCAUCCGAUUUGAUCGCCAAGUUGAGAUCGUACCACAGUGCUAGCCAGUCUGCUCUGCCAACGGAUGUCAAGAGAAAGAACUACAGAAACUACGGGUUGGAUCUCAUCAAGGGCAAAGUUGUCGACGAGGCCAAAGCCGGUGUCCUUGAGCCAACAAUGUCCAAGAUCAAGUCCUUGAAGUCGGCCUUGGAGGCGUGCAUUGCGAUCCUCAGAAUUGACACGAUGAUCACAGUCGAUCCUGAGCCUGUCAAGGAGGACCCACACGACCACUAACCUCGAGACUAUCUUUAUAGUACAUAAAAGGCGUAUUCAUAUCUGUAAAACAGUGU
Williopsis jadinii is the source of this 1770-nucleotide messenger RNA. It is a transcript of the gene TCP1, whose product is annotated as chaperonin-containing T-complex alpha subunit TCP1. The transcript has 2 exons. Lineage: Eukaryota; Fungi; Ascomycota; Saccharomycetes; Phaffomycetales; Wickerhamomycetaceae. The record is from RefSeq and is a predicted model, not a curated record. Gene Ontology annotation, cellular component: chaperonin-containing T-complex. Gene Ontology annotation, molecular function: ATP binding; ATP-dependent protein folding chaperone; ATP hydrolysis activity. Gene Ontology annotation, biological process: protein folding. Bases 41 to 1714 code for a protein of 557 amino acids.